AUGCAUGACAACCAGCCACCUAACAAUCGACAAAAACCUGGCUUUGCUACAAGUUUUCUGUACAAACUGACUGAAUUGGCUGCUUACACUUCUGCCGUUGCUUCUGAAGCAUAUAAAACGAUAACUGGCCCACCAGAGAAGCAGCAAGGUAGCCCACAUCACGAAUAUCCGGAAUAUUAUGGUGAUGUGAUGCAGAUUAGGGCUGCGGCAGAAGAAGACAGCGAAAUUAUGAAUGUCGACAAGAGAAAUGUUUGGGAUGCUGUUAAUAACGUUGAUGAAGAAGAACCUCCGCCGCCAUAUGAUAAUUCCUGGAGAAUGCCUUCCCCCUCAACUCAAAAUCUACCGUCCACAAUGGAUGCCUCUUCUCCGUCAAGAGUUCAGUUCAAUACUCCCCAACCACAGUCCCGCCGUCGACAAAUUCGCAUUUGUCGUGGGAAUCGCCGUCCUCUUCGACGAAAGUCGUCUUCUCAAGACCUUCGUGAUAAUACGACCAAGUUUGACGACGAAGAUGAUCUGUUUUCAAAAUUCAGUGGCAAGCUCGCAGACAUGGUUGCGGAAGGUAAAGCAGCAUUGACUAGUACAGUUGACGUGACAGAAGUCGAAAUGAUGAUGGCCGAAGAACGAGAACGAGAAGAAAAGAUUAGGCGAGAUUUGGGAAUACAGGCACCGAUAUCUCGGAGACGACGGACAGGCAGUUCGAGUAGUGACGGAGAUUACUUUUCAGCUGCGCACUAUGAUAAUACGUACGGCUCUCCAAACUCAGUUUCAGAUUAUAACUAUUCUUCGCUUACUUCUUCGCCAAUAUCAUACACAUCCAGCGGGUUUUCUGGGUUGAAUAGUAGUUCGCCGGCAUCUGCGUACUCUGCAUAUUCAAAUUCCUAUUCAUCUUCACCGGGAAAAUUUGAUCGAAUAGCGGGGAGUAGCUUGGGAAGCCGUUCAUAUUCGAGCAGCACUGGAGCUUAUGGAGAGCUGACGUAUGGGGAAUCAAGACAAUACAUCGAGUGA
This is a messenger RNA of Paraglomus occultum, 1005 nucleotides long. The record is from the annotation of a GenBank genome assembly. NCBI's taxonomy places the organism in Eukaryota, Fungi, Glomeromycota, Glomeromycetes, Paraglomerales, Paraglomeraceae.